AUGUUGUCUUCUCCUACUGUGAUCCUUCAGCCCUACGGACUCCCAGUUUACCCUCAGACGGCCUCCUGCUACCCCGGCAUUGUUCAGGGUGCUGCUGCCCAGGAGGCGGGGCCAGGCAAUGGUGAUCCUUCACUUCCCCAGGUUUAUGCCCCACCCCCUUCAUAUCCUCCACCUGGACAAGCCCCGCCCACACCUGCUGCCCGACUGCCACCCCUCGAUUUCAGCGCUGCUCAUCCAAAUUCAGAAUAUGCAGAUCAUCAUCAGCUGAGAGUCUACCAGGGCCCUCAGCACGACGGGACGGAGUCUAUAACUGCCAGUAACACGGAUGAUUCUCUGGCACCCGUGACGUCUGACCCACAGUCUCUCAGUGUUUCUGUGGCCUCCGGUAGUGGAGCUGCAGGAGGAAGUGACGAGGAAGGAGGCGGGAAGGCUCAACCUAAAAGGCUCCAUGUUUCCAAUAUCCCUUUUAGGUUUCGAGACCCAGACUUGAGGCAGAUGUUUGGGCAAUUUGGCAAGAUUCUAGAUGUAGAGAUCAUCUUUAAUGAGAGAGGAUCCAAGGGUUUUGGAUUUGUGACGUUUGAGAGUGCAGUGGAAGCAGAUCGAGCCAGAGAGAAGCUCAACGGUACGAUCGUGGAGGGAAGGAAGAUUGAGGUGAACAACGCUACAGCAAGGGUGGUAACAAAAAAGCCCCAGACGCCAUUAGUUAAUGCUGCCGGGUGGAAAAUCAAUCCAGUAAUGGGUGCCAUGUACGCCCCUGAACUUUAUACAGUUGCCAGCUUCCCCUAUCCCGUUCCCACACCAACCUUGGCCUACAGAGGUUCUGGUCUCCGUGGACGAGGUCGAGCAGUUUACAACACAAUCCGCUCCGCAGCCGCCGCUGCCACACCAGCUGCAGUGCCAGCCUACCCAGGAGUGGUGUAUCAGGAAGGACUGUAUGGUGCUGAGGUCUAUGGAGGAUAUCCAGCCACAUAUCGAGUGGCCCAGUCGGCCUCAGCAGCUGCAACCGCCACAUACAGUGAUGGAUAUGGAAGAGUCUAUGCCACAGCAACAGACCCCUACCAUCACUCAGUGGGACCCACAACCACUUAUGGAGUUGGAACAAUGGCCAGUUUAUACCGUGGUGGCUACAACCGCUUCACACCAUACUGA
Molecule: messenger RNA, 1149 nt
Organism: Danio rerio (zebrafish)
Lineage: Eukaryota; Metazoa; Chordata; Actinopteri; Cypriniformes; Danionidae
Gene: rbfox1l
Product: RNA binding fox-1 homolog 1, like
Biological process (GO): regulation of RNA splicing; regulation of alternative mRNA splicing, via spliceosome; nervous system development
Cellular component (GO): cytoplasm; nucleus
Molecular function (GO): nucleic acid binding; RNA binding
Source: RefSeq, marked provisional